AUGCCAAAGAGCGCCAUUUCCACACUUCUCACAACCAACGCAGGCCCGGGUGAUGUUGAGCCAAUGGCCUUGCACCACAUGUUAAGUCAAGUCCUGCAAACUCCUCGCCGAGUCAAUGCAUUGCAGGUCAAGAGUACUUUGGCGGUAGCCGACCCGCUUGUCGACGAUGUUGUCGACUUACAUCUCGCUCACGAUGCCCUCACCACGAUCGUCUCUUAUCUGAAAGCGAGCAACGUCAUCACCGCUGUACAAAGUACAGUUCUAGGGAGUAUUGUCAAGAAGCUUGAAACCGCCACCAGGGACUCGGUUUUGCUUGGCCAUCAGGAAGAAAUCACAAGUGUCCAAGAAGAGGGCUACGAAGGGGACGAUGACCAUACGCCGAUCGAGACGCCCCGCCUCGAGGCUGCCCAGCUAAAGAUGAGGCCGACGGCAAAGCCGUUCACGCCGGGAAAGCUACCUUGUGUAGACGCUACUUCCGACAAUUCGCUCCACCACCUGUUUGGCACGGCCGAAUCGCCCGCCUCGCUGAGCAAACAGCUCGUCGCGAGCGCUUUGGCUUACUCUGAUGAAGAGACACCAUCACCCUCGGCCGGUGGACAAAGAGGCUCUGUUGAUUUACCCAUGCGAACGCGGAGCACAUACAAAAAGAUCACAUUCCGGAAGGCACCGCCAGAGACACUUUCGCAAGGGCCCGUGCCUGCGACCAUCCCUCCACGCCCAGAUUCUCCCAUUACGCAAUUCCUGAAGUCCAAGACCUUUGAUGACCCCGACUUAUCUGGCCGUGAAGAGGCCCUCAGUAGAGGCUACGGCUUCGGCGCCAAGAUCCUGCAGCAGAGUGGAUGGAAGGUCGGUCAAGGUCUCGGCCCUACAGGCGACGGGAUCAAGGUGCCCUUGAUACCCCGCCGAAACGAUACCAACGCUCUCAGCGGCAAUGACGGCCAUCGCGGCACAGUUCCCCGUGGAAGAGCCAUUCAGAACACUAUGGACUCGUGGCAGCAGUAUGCUGCUGGCCACCGAGAGGGAGACAAACACAGCCUCUCCGAGAACGAGCCUGGCCAGACACAUGCGGACAAACACGAGACUGGGCCCGGUGAUGCGGAGGCGUCCCGUCUGAUCGACGACUCUCCAGAGUCUGCGUCCAUAGCCAAGUCAGGGGUAGACACCUGGGUCUCGCACGUGGCACAGCAGAGGAUCGAGUUGCAGGAAUCUACCGACAUGGUGCGGAGCUGGGUCAUUACGCAGGAGUCGUCUCCUGACACGACUGAGGAAACAAAGACCAGUAUGUUGGCGUUUGGCGACGAGAGCGGAAUGCGCCAGAAGCGUGCUUCCAGGCUCCAUCUGCGACCGGCUCUCGUGCCCGAGAUACCGACAUGGGAGUUGAAGGAAGAGGAGCGAACGAAGCAGCUGUACGAGUCGAUCUCUCUACCUCUGCCCGAACAGGGGUCUAAGACUCAAAACAGGUGGAAGUAGUCCGGGGCCCCUGAAAGAGACAGGAUUUGGUCUCUCAGGAAAAACGAAAGUCUGAGCCUACGAUGUAAUCCAUUCACUGUCGGGGUCAGGGGUUCACAAAUGUGUGGAGCGAUGCUGGAGUUGUGAGAAGCAAAUACCCUACGGAGAUACUAUGAAAGGAAGGGUUGUCAUUACGUUUGAGAGCGAUGUUCUACACCCAACUGUCUCGGCAGGCGUCUACCUCGACAGAAUGAAAUCUCUCCAC
Messenger RNA from Microdochium trichocladiopsis, 1714 nucleotides. RefSeq lists its product as uncharacterized. The transcript is spliced from 2 exons. Gene Ontology annotation, molecular function: nucleic acid binding. NCBI's taxonomy places the organism in Eukaryota, Fungi, Ascomycota, Sordariomycetes, Xylariales, Microdochiaceae. Bases 1 to 1470 code for a protein of 489 amino acids. The record is from RefSeq and is a predicted model, not a curated record.